AUGCAAAUUUUAGUAAAAUCCAUAAUUCACAAACUGAGGCUUGUGGCAUAGAUUUUUAGGUUCCGAGGAAGAGUAGAAAAAAGCUUUUUGUUAAACUCAUCAUUAUUUAAAAAGCAUCUAUAUUUGAAGUGUAAUAAGAAUUCUAAAAUUACCUAAAAAAAUCUAAGGAAUUUUUAGGUGCGGUCCAGCUUUAAGGGAGUCAAUAGAAAUUUCAAAUUCGGAAAAUUUGUUAGAUACAGGCCAGUCUUAAAAUGUAAUUGAAUUAAAAACUUAACCAUUAAAAAUUUCUUAAAAUAACAAAUAGUACUAAUGGAUCCACAUGAGGUAGAAUUUCUCGGUGAAAAAAAACUUGUUGAUAUUGUUCCUAAUUUUAACUUCGGUCAAAUUCACUUAAUUUCUGGUUCAAUUGGUCCAUUUCGUGCUAGUCUACCAGUUAAAGUGCCAAUUUGGUUAGCUAUCAGCCUGAAACAACAACAGAAAUGCCGAAUUCUUUGUCCAGAUUGGAUGCAACUAGAAAAUCUUGACAUCAUCAAAGAAAAUGAAAAACAGUCAAAGGAUUUUACGGCAAUGCCGAGUAAGCACUAUAUGGAUGUGACCCACAUAUUGCUCAAUGUUGCUUCAGAUGAUUUCGUUAAUGUUGAUAGCAUUCGGACGAUUGUAAAAGAUAUCUGGGAUAUGAGGAUGUCCAAACUUCGUACUUCGAUUGAUGAUUUAUUCAGAGAUCAAAAUGGAAUCCAUGCUCUGUUAAAGAAUCUUACAUUGAUGGAAAUCACUAGUUUACGACCAUUUGUGCCAAGUUCUAUGGACCAAUUACAGCGAAUUAAAUUGAGCGAAGAUCAUGUAAGAUCUUUUCAAACUCAAGGCUCGCAGUAGACGAAUUCCAAAUAAUGGCGAUAGCUUGUUAAUCGAAAAGAAAAGAAAAUUAUUUUUUCUGUACUUAUAUCAUAUUAAAAUAUAAGAAUCAAAAUUAAAAA
Molecule: messenger RNA, 974 nt
Organism: Microplitis demolitor
Lineage: Eukaryota; Metazoa; Arthropoda; Insecta; Hymenoptera; Braconidae
Gene: Psf2
Product: DNA replication complex GINS protein PSF2
Exons: 4
Coding region: 310-873 (187 amino acids)
Biological process (GO): DNA replication; double-strand break repair via break-induced replication
Cellular component (GO): nucleus; GINS complex
Source: RefSeq, a predicted model, not a curated record